Molecule: messenger RNA, 874 nt
Organism: Ciona intestinalis (vase tunicate)
Lineage: Eukaryota; Metazoa; Chordata; Ascidiacea; Phlebobranchia; Cionidae
Source: RefSeq, a predicted model, not a curated record
UUUGAACCCCAACCUGGUUGCCAUGGUAGCGGGCAGUUUGGAUGACACGGUUGACCGAGCGAACCUUCUUCUUAUCGUGUUCGAUGGCGUGACCGGGAAGGUUGUUUACACAAACACCCACAAGAAAGCAUCUGGUCCUGUACAUAUUGUGCAUUCAGAAAACUGGAUUAUUUAUUCUUACUGGAACACCAAAGCUAGAAGAACCGAGUUAACUUCAAUUGAGUUAUAUGAAGGCAAGAGUCAACACAACAAAACAACUUUUUCAUCGUUUCAUCUACAAGCAAACCCCAUGGUGAUGCAGCAAUCGUAUAUAUUUCCUACAGGUAUAUCAUGCAUGGGGGUCUCACACACCGACAAAGCAAUCACUGCUCGACAAAUAUUGUUUGGUUUGAAACGAGGAGCAUUGUUCGGGUUGCCACGACGAUUCUUCGAUCCUCGUCGCCCACUAGUGCUGGAGGAAAGUCACAGAGAGGAAGGGCUUAUACAGUACAUGCCGGAGAUCCCGAUUCCCCCGGAGUUAUUCGUGUCGUACAAUCUUAGUGUUGAGAAGAUCAACGGGAUCUAUAGUUCCCCUGCUGCUCUUGAAUCAACAAGUCUCGUGUUUGUUACAGGAAUCGACAUUUUCUUCACGAGGAUACAACCUUCCAAGAUGUUUGACGUACUGAAGGAAGAUUUCGAUCACAUGUUUAUUUCCAUCGUUUUAAUCGGGAUGUUUGUCGCCGCCCUAGUGGCUCGGAGAAUGUCGCAAAUCAAACAAUUAAAGAAAUCAUGGAGAUGAUAAUUUAUUGGUUGUGUAGCAAUGUUUUCAAUGUUAUUGUCGCGGCACGAGAUUAAACCCAUUUCAAUAAACUGCCGUAAACCAAGGAGAAUAAAA